UCUACAACAUUAACUGCAACAUUUAACAGUGCAGAAAAAGAGCUUCUCUCCCAUCCAUCCCCCCAACAAGCCAUAUUCAUUUCUCCUCUUCUUCUUCUUCAUCAAAGGUAAAAAAAAUGGGGAAGAAAAUGAAGCUUCCAUUUCUGUUCAGAACCUCAGAAGCAUGGCCGCCAUGGCCGAGCUGCGGCUUUAUUGGCAAUCCCAAAACCCUUUCCUUUCGAGCCGAUAGCGACAGUAACGCCAUGUUAAAGACUCUGAACUCGGCGUAUCUCGUUGAUGAAUGUUCCGUCUGUUGCGGUGAGUUUCCGCCUCCGCCGCCGCCGCCGCCGCCGCAGGCGGCGGCGGAAAGUUUUGGCGAUGGCGGCGAGUGUGUAGAGAAUGUGAUUCGCCGCUUGAGGUCGUCGGAGAGGCUGUUCUUCGAGCCGGGGGGAGCGAGAUCGUCGAAGCUGUUGGAGGAGGAAGAGCCGCCGCGGACGGUGGCCGGCGGCGGCGGGGAGAGUUUUGUGUUCAAGGAGAGCGUGGAGAUGGAAAUCGCGUCCAGGAACCCUUUUGCGGAUUUCAGGAGAUCAAUGGCGGAGAUGGUGGAAGCCCACGGCGGCGGGUUUCCGCACGAUUGGAAGUUUCUAGAAGAGCUCCUGGCUUGCUAUCUGAGACUCAACGGAAAAACCAGCCAUGGAUAUAUAGUUGGAGCUUUUGUGGACUUGCUGGUUGAGCUUUUCAUGGAUCAGAGUUUAGCCAAUGAAGAAUCUGACACCAUUAAUGUCCCUUCUUCUUCCUCAUCAUCAUCCACAUCUUCAAUCAAUACUUUUAAUAGCCAUUGUCAACUAUCUUCUUCUUCUUCUUCUUCAUCUUCUUCUACUACCCAUUCCUUCACCUCUCCUUUAUCUUUUUGUUCUUCUUUGUCCUUGCUAGAGGAAGCUGAGGAUGAGACUGAGAAAUCCAUAGACAAUGCAUCUUCUUCUUCAUCUUCAUCUUUGUCUCCACAUUUUUCUUGAAUUAAUUCCAAAAAAAAAAAGAAAAAAGAAAGUAUAAUAGUUUGUAUUAUACUGGCUGCCCUGGAUGGGUUGCAUUAUAUUAAUUUAAUUUUGUAUGUGGUAGACAUUUCCACUGGCUUCUUAAUUACUCACUGUAUGUAUGCAUGCGUGUACUUUUAGCCUUAUUUAUGGUACAUGAUGACCAUUUUUGAA
Molecule: messenger RNA, 1187 nt
Organism: Ipomoea triloba (trilobed morning glory)
Lineage: Eukaryota; Viridiplantae; Streptophyta; Magnoliopsida; Solanales; Convolvulaceae
Product: transcription repressor OFP15-like
Exons: 1
Coding region: 117-995 (292 amino acids)
Biological process (GO): negative regulation of DNA-templated transcription
Source: RefSeq, a predicted model, not a curated record